AGAAAAAGAAAGAGUUUUGUGGUGAAUUUCUCUGCAGCUAAACUGUCUCUCAUAAUAAACUAGGAAGCACCUCAGAAGAUUCACAGGAUGGAGAUUAAGACUGAGACGGAGGAACAUGUCCUGAAUUUGGACAUCGUCAAAGAAGAGUGUACUAUUCAGGAAGAUCUGAUGCCUGAAUUACUGAUUGAAUCAAUUCCUGGAAGUUCUCAAGGAGUGAGGCCUGAUAUUUUGAAGUGUGGUGGUGAUCCGAAGUUCCAGUGUUCAGAAUGUGAGAGGAGCUUCUCAACUAAACGAGCUACAAGGAUACAUACACUUAAAACACACUACGGGCUAUCUGAAUUCGAUAUAAGCGGUAAGGUCCUCACGUGCGAUGAAUGCGGCAAGAAGUUCCCCACACAGAGCAAAUUAUCCAAACAUAAGCGCAACCACAGUACAAUCAGGCAGCAUCAGUGCACUGAAUGUCAGAAGUGCUUCAAACGGGGAUCACAGCUGACCUACCACAUUGCCUCAGUUCACACAACGGAGCGUGCCUUUACGUGCAACAUCUGUGGCGAUGCCUUUAAGGCGAAAGCUGCUCUAAAUCGUCACUUCUACCGGCAUCAGGAUGAAAAUCGGAUCCCGUGCAAGAUUUGUGGGAAGAUAGUCCGUCGAGACUGCAUGAGGAAUCACGUAAUGAAGAUUCAUCAUGGAUUGAAAUUUGAAUGUGCCCACUGUGCGAAGAAGUACACAACAAAGGUGAACAUAAAGCGACACAUCAUGAAGAUUCAUCUGAAAAUGAGUCUGUAUGAGAUUACGGGGAAAAAGAUUUCUUGUCCAGAAUGUAAGAAAGAAUUUUGCGAUAAGCGCACUUUGAAAUCUCACCUGAUUUCCCACAAUACUGCUAAGAACUUCAAAUGCCCUCAUUGCUCCAAGGAUUUCAAAGGGAAGAAGCAUUUGGGGGAACAUCUCAGAAGGCACGAGAAGAGUCAGAAUUUCUCUGAUCUCAGAAAAAAGAUUUCAUCAACCAAAGUAGAAGAAGACUCAGGAAACUUAGAAUAUGAAGCAAAAUCAAAAGAAUCCUUGUCAGUUGAUCCAACUAAAAUCAAAAACGAAUAUCCAGAAGAUGAAGAAGAACCUGAAACCCAUUUUAAAACAACCGUUCAAGUACCUAAUGAUAGCAGAAAUGAACUAAAUUCUUGGAUUAAAAUAGAAUAUGAUUAAAUCAAAGAAUUGUUUUAAAAAUAAAAUGAUUUUGUGGUAAAGAAAA
Lutzomyia longipalpis is the source of this 1246-nucleotide messenger RNA. RefSeq names its product oocyte zinc finger protein XlCOF26-like. NCBI's taxonomy places the organism in Eukaryota, Metazoa, Arthropoda, Insecta, Diptera, Psychodidae. The transcript is spliced from 5 exons. The record is from RefSeq and is a predicted model, not a curated record. Gene Ontology annotation, molecular function: RNA polymerase II cis-regulatory region sequence-specific DNA binding; DNA-binding transcription factor activity. Bases 88 to 1200 code for a protein of 370 amino acids. Gene Ontology annotation, biological process: regulation of transcription by RNA polymerase II.